Messenger RNA from Mycotypha africana, 972 nucleotides. Its product is annotated as amino acid/polyamine transporter I. Gene Ontology annotation, biological process: transmembrane transport. Bases 1 to 972 code for a protein of 323 amino acids. NCBI's taxonomy places the organism in Eukaryota, Fungi, Mucoromycota, Mucoromycetes, Mucorales, Mycotyphaceae. The record is from RefSeq and is a predicted model, not a curated record. Gene Ontology annotation, cellular component: membrane. Gene Ontology annotation, molecular function: transmembrane transporter activity. The transcript has 6 exons.
AUGGACGCAAUAGCAAGCUUAAACAAAUUGAAUGUCUUCUGGUCAUGCUUUGGACUAGUAGGAAUUAUCGCGCUGUUGGCUAUGGCGGCGCAUCAUCAACAGUUUUCGUGGGUAUUUACGCACUAUGAGAAUCGAACAGGCAUAGAUAAUUCCGGUUAUGUGCUAGUAUUGGGAAUGGUGGGUGCUGCUUUUUCUCUAUUUGGUUGUGAAAGUGCUGCUUCUGUUAGUGAGGAAACGAAAGACGCCGAUAGAUCUUCACCGAUAGCAAUGGUAAGCUCCAUCACGAUUGCCUGGUUUGUGGGUUUCGCCUAUUUGAUUAUUCUAUUAUUCUCAAUACAAGAUAUUGACGCGAUAUUCGAUACUAAAUUUCAUUUACCAGUGGCUCAAUUAUUCUUAGAUGCCUCCGGUGUAUACAGCACAGUUGUUUUCUUAUUGCUUAUGACCGUAUGCCAAUUAUGUUCCGGAGCUACCAGUAUGACAGUAACAUCAAGGCUUAUAUAUGCUCUUGCAAGAGACCAUGCUGCACCAAAGAGCCAUCAAUUGAAAUCAUUAAACAAACAUGCCCUGCCAAGCAAUGCUGUAUGGCUUACAGCUAUUUUCACUAUUCUUAUCGUAUCACCAUUCCCAAUGUCUGAACAUUUAUACGAUACUAUCGUCAGUGCUUCCACUAUCACUGUUCAUUUUAGUUACGCUAUGGUGCUUGGAAGUAGACUCUUAGCACCAGAAAUGUUAGGGAGGAAAGGCCGAUUUAGCCUAGGCCGAUGGAGUAAACCGAUUACGUUAAUAGGCUUUUCAUGGGCUGUUUUUGCCACGUUAGCCUUUAUUUUGCCCACCGAAUGGCCAAUUACCAGUAAAAAUUUCAAUUACGCUGGUUUGGGAUUAUUGUUUGUGUUACUGUUUGCUGCAACUUUCUGGUGUGGAUGGGGAAAAUAUCACUACCAUGGACCACAAGCCUCGAAUGACGAAGCAUGA